Messenger RNA from Gymnodraco acuticeps, 1540 nucleotides. RefSeq names its product neuropeptide Y receptor Y7 (gene npy7r). Gene Ontology annotation, molecular function: neuropeptide Y receptor activity. Gene Ontology annotation, biological process: G protein-coupled receptor signaling pathway. Lineage: Eukaryota; Metazoa; Chordata; Actinopteri; Perciformes; Bathydraconidae. The coding region runs from base 76 to 1191 and encodes 371 amino acids. The record is from RefSeq and is a predicted model, not a curated record. The transcript has 2 exons. Gene Ontology annotation, cellular component: membrane.
GUGAAGACUCGUCUGUAAAGGGAGAUAUAGGAGAAAAGGUGUCGGCACAGCCUAAAUCUAUCAUCUGACGACAGAAUGAGCCCUCCAGACACAUCCAACAGCACGAGCGAAGGGGAGGCUGGUGAAACAGAUCCCUGGUUUCUUCUCAACAACAGCAUGGGUUUACACACACCAGGUUUCCACACAGACAUCACCAAGCACAUUGGAGUCCAGAUCACCCUGAUCGCAGCAUAUUCCCUAAUCAUUCUGCUGGGGCUUAUGGGAAAUGCUCUUGUCAUCUACAUGAUCAUUCGCUACAGAAACAUGCGAACAGUGACCAACUUCUUCAUAGCAAACCUGGCCCUGGCAGACCUCCUGGUGGACACCCUCUGCCUGCCCUUCACUCUGGUUUACACUCUGCUGGAUGAGUGGAAGUUUGGGGCUGUGUUGUGCCACAUGGUGCCGUUUGCCCAGGCCCUGAGUGUGCAUGUAUCCAUCCUGACCCUGACUGUCAUCGCUCUGGAGCGAUACCGCUGCAUCGUCUUCCACCUUGGCCGGCGCCUUACAUGGCAUUCCAGCUUUCUCAUCAUGACACUCACCUGGACUAUGUCAGCAAUCCUGGCAGCGCCCCUGGCCAUCUUCAGAGAGUACCGCCAUGAAGAGAUCCCUUCCAUCAACCUGCGUAUCUCCGUCUGCUCUGAGAAGUGGCCCCACGGGACCAGCAGGGACGGGGUCAUCUACAGCCUCUCAAUGCUGCUCCUGCAGUACAUCCUUCCCUUAGCCAUCAUCAGCUAUGCUUACAUCUGCAUCUGGGUCAAACUGAAGAACCAUAUCAGCCCGUCCACCCGUAGUGACAGCAUCAGACGCCGCAAAAAGACCACCAAGAUGUUGGCGCUGGUGGUGGUGGUGUUUGCUAUCUGCUGGCUGCCAUUCCACGUGUUUCAGCUGGCCAGUGAUCUAGACCUGGUGCUCAGGUUUAAGGAGUACAAACUCAUAUACACAGUGUUCCAUAUCAUUGCUAUGGGUUCGACUUUUGCCAAUCCUGUCCUGUAUGGGUGGAUGAAUAAAAACUACAGGAAUGGCUUCCUAAUGGUGUUUCGUUGUGAGGAUAAGCCAGAUGCUUUCCACCCCGAAGGCUCCUUCAGGACACGCUCCUUAAGAAGGCUGACACUGAAUGGCCGUAAUGGUGGACAUCCUCCAACUGCUGUUUGAGAUUAGCACAAUUUAAAAUGCCUGUAGGAUGUGACUGAGCACAUUUAACACACCUCCGGUUUGUGGUGCUUAUGGUUGAAAAGUAGUCUUUUGACUUGAAUUGCCUGAUUAUGAGUAUAUCUGGGACUAGAGAGGGCUCAGAGCUUUGCAUGCAAAUUGCUUUAUGUAAGGCUUUUCUUUCCUUUGUGAAUGGUACUAGUUAAAACACAUCUGUCUAACCUGUUCAAAUACGUAAUUAGGAUGUUUACUAGGCUGUUAGAGAACUUGGUACAAUGUAAUAUGUGUCUCCUGUAACUGCAGAGCUGUUGUUGAUAAGUUAUGUCCAAUUAAUAAUGCAUUCCAUUGCAAA